AUGGUUGUUUUGUGAGAUAACGUAGAGCCAAGAUCCGCAUUAGGGAUUUAAAUAAGUAGUCUGUAUGGAGGUAAAUAUCUUAGAUAUGUCUUUUCAGUGACACAACAACUACUAACCCAUCAGUGACGUAACCAUCUAUUUCAGUUACAUUGCAGGACCUAAAAAACUCCUUGAAGAUGCCCCUAUUUGGUAGCACAUUUAGUCCGAAAAAGACUCCACCUCGCAAAUGUGCGUCUCUGUCCAGCCUUCACACGUUGGAUCACUCAACCAGGGAACUAGAACUAGGCCUUGAAUAUGGACCUCCUGUAAUGAAUAUUGCAGGUCAGAGUUGGAAAUUUGAAGAUGGACAAUGGAUAACAGAAUCAGGAGGGAAUGUGCCUACUAAAGAACUUCAGCGCCUCAGGAAAAGAAACGUACAGUUGGAGGAAGAAAACAACCUUCUGAAAAUGAAGAUUGAAAUUCUAAUGGAUAUGCUGACAGAGACAACUGUAGAAUUCCAUUUGAAGGAGAAAGAAAUGGAAACUAUGAUGCAUCAAAGGAAGAAAUAAAUUAUUAAAUCAGCUCUUUUGGUUUUAGAGUUUAACCUUAUUAUUUUGUUCUUUAUUUGUUUACUCAUACUUACAGUACAAAAAUUAAGGAAUUGAUAAUUCUUUAGUCUUCAAAACAUUUUCUGUUACUGUGCUAACUGCUUUUAUCACUUGUUUUUUUUUACUGACCUACUACUGCUACUUCUGGGUGGCAUUCCAUUUUGUAACAACUGUGUUUUCUAUUGAAAUUUAAAGUAAAAUUAAUUCAAGUGAAGAAAAUGCUUUUCUUGUUUUUUUUUUCAUCCCAACAAGUUGGUAUUAAGUUACAUAAAAAAUGAAUACCUAGAUAAAGCUUCUUAAACGCAAUAAAUGCUCUGAUGUCAUUUAAUGUAUAUAUUCAUUGUAAAUUUUUUGUCAUCUCUAGUUGCUAAUGAGAUAAGAAAUAUUGAUUUUCUGAUUUCUGAGAAAAAUAUUUUGACCCAUUCAAGAGCUUAGCACACAGUUUAGCUUGAGUUUAAUAAAUCACACUAAUGGAGAUAUUUUCAAAUAAGGAAUAAUUGGGCAACUAUAAUUAGGCAAUUACCAAGGGAGGAACAUUUUGUAUUUUGAACUACCUAAAAAAAAACUAUUUAGUUUCCAUCUUAUAUAAGAUGAUACCAGCUAAUGCAACUUCCAGCCACUGUGAAAAUGUUAUCUAGCAUCAGGAUCUAAACUGUACCACUGACAGGGGUGUUUGGCCCAGUUUUAGCUUGUUCACAAGGGAAAAUCUACAAGCUACAUAUUCUUGAGGAAAGCCUAUACACUACAUAUAAGAUAUUACAUCAGUAGUGUUUUACACUCUCUGCAUGAAACAGGUUUACUACCUUAUAUCAUGUGUUGGAGAAAAGAUAUUAAGGCUCUACUAUUCAUGCAAAUUGGGUCUGUCCACUAACUUUGCCUUUGUGGAAGGGUAAAUCAAUAUUUCAGGGUUGACUGUACCUGAAUCAAUCCAAGUGUGUCUGUUUGGAAAAGGAUCAUGUUUAUCUGCACUUACCUCAGCCCUAACAGGCUUUAUAUCAACCGCCAGAGUGUUACCUCAAUAGGAAAUGGAUUAACUCAAUGAUAGUGAAUGUGCCAUGUGUGUAGUCAAUUUACAUUACAGAAUUAUACUGGCUGCUCUGGAGGGACUUCUUGUUUUUUAAUAAGAGAGAAAAUGUGCAGUAAUAGCUAAACACUUCAUUAACA
Messenger RNA from Sphaeramia orbicularis (orbiculate cardinalfish), 1751 nucleotides. RefSeq names its product chibby 1, beta catenin antagonist (gene cby1). The transcript is spliced from 5 exons. The record is from RefSeq and is a predicted model, not a curated record. NCBI's taxonomy places the organism in Eukaryota, Metazoa, Chordata, Actinopteri, Kurtiformes, Apogonidae. The coding region runs from base 177 to 548 and encodes 123 amino acids.